AUGAAGAGGACAAAACAAAAUAGGCUUUCUAAUCACCGUGAAAAAAAAGUCGCUAAGAGCGCACAAAACCACGAGAAUAACCAGACAGCCGAGUCCGGCACUGAAGAGAGCGUCCAGCUGCCACGAAAGAAAGUAAGAUGGGAGAGCAAUUCCGAAUCAGUGGCAGCAGUAGUAGAUACAGAGAAUGGUAGCUCAGAGGACGAUGCGAGCACAUCAAAGGUGAAAGGACGCGUUGCAGGCGCAUACUAUGAUUCUGUUAGGUGUAUAGUCUACGUGCUUGAAGAUACGCAAGAGGAUGUUCAUUUCGAUCUUACGAACAUGCUUCUCGAACAGUGCAACGCUGACGUAGUGUUGACUAGCUCCAAAGCCGAUGACCCAUUUAUAUCGGUCCUUCAGAAAUUUUCUGAGGCUUCUGGAGGGGUCUUUCAAAUCAGACCACAUAAAGAGUUCAGUCCUCACAGAGGGAGAGACCGCUUGCUGUCGCUCCGUUUUCUCUCCGAGUUGACAACCGAAGAUACUGGUCAAUGUUUGUCGUCCGACAGCAACGCAGGCGCUGAGCCAAGAAAUGCAUAUGAAUUUAUGCAGAAACGCAAACAGGCAGCAGGCGACCCAACUAUGAAAAGAUGGAAUGCGGCGAUUAGGUUGGCCAACUAUGCAUCGGUGGAAUCUUCUCUUUGUAUCUCGUGCCUCGGCGCUCUGCUCGACUACCUUGCGAGGGAGCGAGCGGCGGGCGACCUGGAUGAUGAUGCAGGAGUCGAGGGGCUCAACAUCUCCGGCAUCGAAGUGUUGACCAUAGAUCAGGUCAUGCAUAUCAAUGCUGACGCACUUUUUUCCCUUCAGAUAUUCGAAAACGAGAGUCACGCGUCCAUCCACUCUGAUAAGACAAAAGAGGGGUUGUCGCUUUUUGGUAUCCUUGACAAUACUCGGACACCCUUGGGUCGUUCAUUGCUCCGCACCUGGCUCAUGCGCCCGUCCCUGUCUAUUCCUGUUAUCGCAGCCCGCCAUGACGCUAUUGAAUGCUUUCUACAUCCGGAGAACUUAGCACCUGCGAGUACUUUGCAAAUUCACUUGAAGGGUGUCAAGAAUAUUCCGAGGAUCCUCGGGCUUCUGCAAUCUGGGAAAGCCAGCGUCAGUGACUGGCAAGGCCUAGUGAAGUUCACAUAUCACACUGCAAUGAUGCGCGACGCCCUGGCGGAACUUCACGGAGGUGAUCAAGUACAGGUUGUACGAAAGUUGGUUGCAUCGUUGGACAUCGCGAGCUUCAAGGAUACCGGAAAUGCUGUCAAUGAGACAAUUGACUGGGAAGAAUCUACCAACAAUAAUCGCAUAUGUGUUAGGCCGUACAUUGACGAGGAACUAGAUCAGAGGAAACACGUUUACGCUGGAUUGGACCCUGUCUUGUGUAAGGUCGCUGAGCAAAUAUGCCAAAAGAUUCCUGUGGAUUAUACGGCGUCUCUGAACGUGGUAUACUUCCCACAGCUAGGCUUUUUGAUCUGCGUUCCGAUGCAGGAGGAAUGGAGGUCUGAGGAGGGCAUCAAGGUUCUAGACGGAUGGAGCUUCCAGGUGAUCUUGUCAAUGAUUGACUUUGUGACUGAACGACGUCUUUUCAGUGCCCAUGUGUAUUUCAAAUCGGAAGAGAUGCAUGAUAUGGACACCCACAUCGGCGAUCUCCAUCCAUCAAUAGUCGACCGUGAAAUAGAGAUCGUCCAAGAGCUCUUGGAACGGAUCCUUGUAUGCAGUGAAGGGAUGAGACACACAUGUGACGUUUGUGCCGAACUGGACUGCCUGCUCGCCUUCGCCGAGGCUUCUCGGGCGUACAAUUACUGUCGGCCUCAGAUGUCAGAGGAUCCUAUCAUCGACAUUGAUCAAGGACGACAUCCCUUACAAGAGCAGGUAGUCGACAUUUUUGUUCCCAAUAAUGCUCAGCUUUUAGCUGGUAUCGGUUUCGGUGACAGCGCUGAACCACAGACAGAAGCUGACAGCCUGUCAGUGUGUAGCAGCAUUGUUUUGUGCACUGGCGCGAAUGCGUGCGGAAAAAGCGUCUACCUGAAACAGGUUGCUCUGAUUCAAUACAUGGCCCAGGUUGGUAACCGCUCUGAUUUUGUUCCAGCGGUAUCUGCCACUCUGGGAAUUGUCGACAAAAUCUUUACUCGUAUACAGACUCGCGAAUCAGUAUCCAAAGCCCAAUCCGCUUUUAUGAUUGAUCUCAACCAGGUCUCCCUAGCCCUCCGAAAUUGUACUGCAAAAUCUCUCAUUCUCCUUGACGAAUUUGGGAAGGGGACGAUCCCUGCAGGCUCCACAACUGUCGAUUCUUACUUAUCCAUAGAUGGGACUGGGUUGUUUUGCGGUGUCAUCAAGCAUCUUCUCAACCGAGGGUCUCAGUGUCCUAAGGUUUUAGCUGCCACACAUUUCCAUGAAGUCUUCCAGAAGGACAUGCUCGAUCCCCACAAGUUCCCAAUCACAUUCCUUCACAUGGAAGUGCUCUUCACUUCAAGCAAAGGCAAUCUCGAUCCCGGUGACGUGUCGAUGUCUGGAGACUCAAAAUCAACUAAUGACGAACGACUGGAGCCUACACAUGUUGUCGCCCCUGGAGAAAAGAUAACUUAUCUUUAUCGUGUCUCCCCGGGUCUCUCCCGCAAUUCUCAUGCAGCUCAAUGUGCUAUGAUGUUUGGUUUGCCGUCCCGUAUUGCGCAGCGUGCGCAGUACGUCAGCAAAUUGUUGGGUGACCAUGAACUUGGGCAGCUUUUGGAGGAGAAAAUGACCGCGGAGGAGCAAGAAAAUAUCAAGGCCGCUGGGAUCGCCACCUACAAAUUUCUGGCCAUGGAUCUCACGAACGAUUCUCCUGAAAAAGACAUCAAAUCAAGGCUUGUAGAGGCGCUUGGCCGGGCUCCUCAUGAAUGA
Suillus subalutaceus is the source of this 2901-nucleotide messenger RNA. Its product is annotated as DNA mismatch repair protein MutS. Gene Ontology annotation, cellular component: nucleus. The record is from RefSeq and is a predicted model, not a curated record. Gene Ontology annotation, molecular function: mismatched DNA binding; ATP-dependent DNA damage sensor activity; ATP binding. The transcript is spliced from 25 exons. Lineage: Eukaryota; Fungi; Basidiomycota; Agaricomycetes; Boletales; Suillaceae. Gene Ontology annotation, biological process: mismatch repair; chiasma assembly. Bases 1 to 2901 code for a protein of 966 amino acids.